CUUGUUUCCACAAGUCAAACGUCAACCAAGAGAUUUAUAAUUAUUUUUAUUUUUAUAUUACUAUCUUAUAUGCCAAAAAUGAAAUAGACACUCAAAAUUAAUCAUCUAGUAUAAGUAAUUAUAAUUUAGGUUUUUCGGUAUUUGGAACGUAAAAUGGGAACGCUGACAGCUGGAAAGUCGUGCCGCUGUUGUGUAGUGGGUCCGAAAGGGGAAAAAGUGUCUCCCAAGAAGAAGCUGUUGACCAGAGCUAUAGAAAGUUUCUAUGACAACUGUGCUGCGUACAACCUAAGAUACAUCCCCUACCGAACGAUGACCGACCAGACCUGCCUCCAGACCAUCGUGAAAGACUUCGUGCUGCUUUUCUGUUUCUUCGUCACGAAUUUCGUCGUGUUCCUGACCAUUCUGAGCAGGAUUGCUAUGCAUUUGUGCGAUCUUAGCUUGGAAGCUUUCGAAUGGACCAAAGAAAUAAUAAGGUCCCAGCACAAAGCGAGCCACAAGAAGUUGCUCACUCUCCGUCAAGAGCAGGCUCCCGAGGAUUUCUGCCGGAACCCUCGGAAUAGAGCUCAUUAACCGACACCAUAAAGGUGCUUCGGGAUAACUUCGAAUGCGUUUAGACCUAGAACUAUUUCUAGAAAAAACGAAGGAUUGACAGCAAAAUGAAACAUUGAUCAACCUUUAUCUAAUUAUAAUAGGGAAUAUUGCGCGAAACACUGCGUAGGGGGCGCCACUACCACAAUCCAUCACAAUCUGAGGGUCUACCGCGAAACAAGAAAAUCGAAAUUUCGUUAUCUAACCUCUCUAUCACUCUUGCAUAUUCGAGCAAUGAAGAGGCAGAUAACUAAAUUCCGAUUUUCGCGUUUGUGCGCGCGCGCAACCAACCGCCUUGAUGCAUCAAUGUCAUAUUUUAUUAUCUGUGAAAACUUGUAAAAAAACAGUUUAACGAACGGAGGGCCUACCGCGAACCACGUUCAACGUGUUACCUCUCUGUCGCACUUGUGAAUUCGUACGUAAGUGCGACACGGAGGCAACACGUCGAACUUGGUUCGCAGUAAGCUCUCAGUAUUAGCACACACACACACACACACACACACACACACACACACACACAUACACAUGUUUAGAUUUAUAAGUUAAAUUUCUCAGUAUUAAUGAUACUAAAGUUUUUCAAUUUUUAUCUAAAAUUUAUAUAAAUAAAACAUCUCCUGCAAUUAAAUUUUUGGGGAGGAGCGCUGUUUACCCUAAAGUACAGGUUAUACCUAUUUAGGAAGCAGAGUUUCUAAUUUAAGGAAAUCUAUGUAAUUUGAUGUUUAUGAAAUAAAUUCAUUAAAUUCAUUAAAAAAAAAAA
Molecule: messenger RNA, 1345 nt
Organism: Cydia pomonella (codling moth)
Lineage: Eukaryota; Metazoa; Arthropoda; Insecta; Lepidoptera; Tortricidae
Exons: 3
Coding region: 154-570 (138 amino acids)
Source: RefSeq, a predicted model, not a curated record